AUGAUGUGCGCGGCCGACCCUCGCCACGGCCGCUACCUGACCGCGGCGGCCCUCUUCCGCGGCCGCAUGUCCACCAAGGAGGUCGACGAGCAGAUGCUCAACGUGCAGAACAAGAACUCCUCCUACUUCGUGGAGUGGAUCCCGAACAACAUCAAGGCCUCCGUGUGCGACAUCCCCCCGAAGGGCCUGAAGAUGGCGGUCGCCUUCGCGGGCAACUCGACGGCCAUCCAGGAGAUGUUCAAGCGCGUGGCUGAGUACUUCACGGCGAUGUUCCGGCGCAAGGCUUUCUUGCACUGGUACACUGGCGAGGGCAUGGACGAGAUGGAGUUCACCGAGGCGGAGAGCAACAUGAACGACUUGGUCUCGGAGUACCAGCAGUACCAGGACGCCACUGCGGAGGAGGAGGGCGAGUUCGACGAAGAAGAGGUCGAGCCGCGCUCGUCGCACUCGGUGCUCACGCUGCAGCUGUCCCCGAGGCCCGAGCUGGGCGAGCUGGCGCGGCGGGAGCUGACCGCGGAGCUGCUGCUGCCGUUCGACAGGCUCGUGGACCUGGGCGCGCCCCUGUUCACGUCCCUCGUGCUCGGCCUGCCGUUCGGUGGCGGCUCGACGGUGACCAUCAACCAGGCCAUCCAGAGCGCCUGCGACCCCGCCGUGCCCAAGGUGCUGCUGACGCUGUUCCGACCUCAGCUGCCCUGGGCCCCCGGAGGAGGCCGACCGCACCCCGACAUCCAGGGCGCCGUCGCCGUCGACGGUGAGAUCGGCAGCUGCAUUGGGAGCGGCGCCGGCACAGUGGGGCUGGCGGGUUCUCUCGUGGAGCAGGUGGGCGGGGUGAUCCAGGCGAUCCGAGUGGCCAACGAGACCACGCUCCACCUGCAGGCCGCGUCGGCGGAGGAGGCCGACGAGGCCAGCGGCGGCAGCGCCGCCGUGUCGUGGCCCGCCACCUCGCGCUGCGGCACGCCGUGCGGCGGCACGCCGCGCGGCGGCACGCCGCGCGGCGUCGUGCCGGAGAGGAUAUCCAUGUGGUGCUACAAGGGCACCGACGGCGCCCCGCUGGGCAUCCGGGCGCAGGCGCAGGUGGACGCCGAGCGCACCGGCGCCGUGCUCAUUCCCGGGGAGGCUUCCGCGGGCCCAGGCGGCGACAAGGCCGCGAUGUCGGGGGCCUCGGGCUUCCCCCUCUUCGUUCGAGGUCGGCGGAGCGCGCUGCUCGCGCACGCGGUGCCCUCUGCCACGGGGAACGGCGCCGCGCCGCUGCGUGCUCUCCAGAGGGCACUGGAGUCCCUGGAGAGGCGCAAAACGAUGUCUCCAAACAUCCUCAAGGGCGAGGGCAAGGAGAAUGAUAAGGACUGGGAGGAGGCGGACUCCGAGCACAAGGUUGUCAACGUGGAGGACAUGCCCGAGGAGGAGGACGAACCCGACGAGGAUCCGACCUCUCUGUCGUUCGACCAGUUCCAGGCGUGGUACACCAACUCGCUCUUUUACAAGGCGAAGAUGGACACGCACGAGAAACAGGGGGAGGCCGAGGAGGCCUUCAUGACGCUGGACGCGCCCGAGGACGGUACGUUCAGGACCAUGUUCAUGUAUUUCCUAACGUACCCGAUUUGCGCGGUACUCUACAUCACCAUCCCGGAUUGCCGCCAUCCCAGAUUUCAGCACAACGCGAAGAUCGCGAUGGUGUCGUUCGCGCUCAGCCUCUUCUGGAUCGCCGUGUUCUGCAACCUCCUGUUCGAGUGCACCGUUGUGCUGAGCAACUCGAUCCCGAUUGCGCCCGAGAUCGCAGGAGUCACCGUGAUUGCCGCGGGGACCUCGAUCCCGGACCUGCUCUCGAGCUACAUCGUCGCCAAGAACGGCGAGGGCGACAUGGCGGUCAGCAGCUCCAUAGGCUCGAACAUCUUCGACGUGACCGUGGGCCUGCCGCUGCCCUGGCUGUGCUACAGCAUCGCCAAGUGGAGACCCGCAGAGGUGAGCAACGAGGGCCUGUUCUUCUCCCUGAUGCUUCUGAUCGGCAUGCUGGCCGCGGUGAUCACGGUCAUCAAGUGCAUGAGGUGGAAGAUGACGAAGAGCCUAGGUUAUUGCAUGCUCCUGCUCUACGUUGUCUACCUGGCAGUGGCCAUUUUCUCUCAGACCGAUUCGAGCGGCAUCUUCAAAUGA
Molecule: messenger RNA, 2148 nt
Organism: Prorocentrum cordatum
Lineage: Eukaryota; Dinophyceae; Prorocentrales; Prorocentraceae
Source: the annotation of a GenBank genome assembly